This is a messenger RNA of Paramecium octaurelia, 294 nucleotides long. NCBI's taxonomy places the organism in Eukaryota, Ciliophora, Oligohymenophorea, Peniculida, Parameciidae. The record is from the annotation of a GenBank genome assembly.
AUGAGUGAUUAGACACAGUAAAUAAAAAUCAAAUUAUGCGAUAUGACAAGUGAGUUGUUGAAGGAUGUACAAUACAUAAUAUUGGAAAAUUUGAGGAAGCACAGUAAUGAAAAAGAUAUUGCAUAUUAUAUCAAGAGAGAGUAUAUUCAAUAAUCACUAUUUAGGUUAGAUAAAAGGCACUUAGGUCCUUGGCACUGUAUUGUGGGUAAAAACUUUGGUCUGUUUGUGACACAUGAGGAAGGAUAUUACCUCUAAGCGAUAAAGGGAUAAAUAACAGUUGUUGUCUGGAAAUGA